GAACACUGUCCCUUUAAAUCCGCCAAACGGGUCUUUAUUUGGCAGGAAGUUAGCUUAGCUAGCAGCAAACCAAUAAUGAGGACACUCUGAGGAGCAGUUAGCUGCUUCUUGCGCCCUUUGAAAAGGAGAACCAUAUUUUUAACCUGUAAUUGAAGACAAGUUCAAAUCAGCUAUGUCUACGGCGGUGGAUCUUAAAACCAAGGAGGAGAAAGAUGCAGAAUUGGACAAACGAAUCGAAGCUCUGAGAAAGAAGAAUGAAGCUCUGGUUAAGAGGCACCAGGAAAUCGAGGAAGACAAGAAGAAGGCAGAGCAGGAAGGUAUCGCCGUGACGACGCCCCGGAGACCCCGAACUCAUGAGCCAGAGACGGACAGGCUGCGGGCGGAGAAGGAAAACUUUACAGUCACUGUGGAUCUUUCCAAGCCGUCAGCGGAAAAGAGAGUUGUAAAUGACUGGAAACCCAACACGCCUCGUGGCCGGAAGAAAUCAGAGGAGAGCGAUACUCCUAAAGGUCCCAGCGACGGCCACAGCCCACCCAGGAGGACGGGGUCUGGAAGAGUUGGGCGAGGUGGUCAGAGAGGAGGGCGCCAAGAAAGGAGAGAAUGGGAGCCCAGGACCCCCAGAGAGGCAGAGCCUGGUGACUCUGGAGGCCCGGGACGCAGAGGAGGAAGAAGAGGAGGAAGAGGAGGAGGAGGUGGUGGUGGAGGAGGAGGAGGAGGCGGGGGAGGAGGAGAAGGUACGCCAGGUGGAAUUGACAGGAAGUCCAAGGAAUGGGAGGAGAAGAGGCGACAGAACAUAGAGAUGAUGAAUGAGGAAAUGGAGAGGAUAGCGGAGUAUGAGAGAGGACAGAGGCCGGAUGGAGAUAAACCAAUCCGUAACUUUUUGGACGACCCCAGGCGUUCUGGUCCCACUCCAGAUACGGACCGGAAAGAAGGCAGCAGGAGACACGUACGGAACUGGGGAGGGCUGGACUUUGAAAACGUGAAAACAGGAUCUGAACUGGAGAGAGAGUGGACUAGUCGUCGCCCGGGUCCAAAGGGUGGCUCUAUGGACAUGACGAUGUCGAUGACGGGUCGCGAGAGAGCGGAGUACCUUCGCUGGAAGAAAGAGCGUGAGCAGAUUGAUGAUGAGAGAUUAGCACGGCACCGUAACGCCACGGGCCAGUGGAGACGGGAGUGGGACGCGCAGAAGACUGAGAACAUGUUUAAGGAGGAUCAAUACGUGGCUGCAGAGGGCGUAACAAGUGAGGAGGGUGGCAGAAGAGUGAGGGAGCGUAAACCGCAUACAGGGCAUCGGGGAAGAACCUCAGACGACAGUAAGCGGCCUCCUAGAGCGCCAACAUUUGGAGACUUUCUGUCCCAGGGCAGGAACCAGGCGCCCCGUGGAGACCGAAGCAGAGGGAGGGGCCGAGGACCGAGACAGAGUUACAGCAUGCAUGAUAACCGCUGGGAGGGAGAGAGAGAAGAAGAAGAGAAGGAAAAAGAGGACAAGACAAAGAGGGAGGUGAAACCUACCCAGAAGAAAGUUAAGAAAGAGGAAGAAGAGGAAAAAUCCAAGCUGAAAACGGAGGGAAAGAAGGUGGAGGAGAAGAAUGACGGCGAGCCGGGAGAUGAUGAGGAUGAAUGGGAGGAUGCCAGUGAUGAAGAUGAAGUCGGAGAUGAAAGCGACUCUGAACAGGAGUCCAGAGGGGGCGAGAAGAGAGACAAAAAUAAAGAAAGCCCCCCCACCUCUGCCAAGCAACAUUUACAGAAAAAAUCAGCAGCAGGCCCCAAGGAGCAGCGGACCCCGAGGCCGAAGGUCCAAAUCCCCCCUCCAGCGGCUCCUCUGGAGCCGGCAGACAGAGGAAAACCCCUCAGCCCAAUAUUCCUGCUGGAAGCACACAAACCUGUUCGAGACUGGGGGGAGGAGAUGGAGAUGCAGUCACCCAGGAGCAGCAUGGGAGAGGGGAGCCCGCUGAAGCCCUCCAGCACCGAGUCCUGUCCUCCUCAGAAGAAGAACCAGGAGGAGGAGGAGAGCCCAGCUGGUGGCUCCAGUGGACCCAGAGAGCCACAGGAGGAGCAGACGGGUGGAGAAGCCAUAGAUGUAUCGUCUCCUUCAGUAAACCUCCAGGAGACCGUCACGGUAUCAGAGCCAGAAACGGUCACCUCAGAACCCCCUGCCGCACCACCCGCCUCUGAUCCCGUCCCGUCUGAAGACUCCGACCCUGCGACCUGCUCUGAAGUCGAUGGAGCUGCUGCACCAGCUGACCAGGCUCCAUGUGCUGCUCCAAGAGAAGAGGAAAAGUCAGACCCUCCUCCAUCUGUUGCAUCCGCUGAGGCCGAGCAGAGUCCCCCAGAAGUGGCGCCCAGAGAAGACGAAGGGAUGGCUGCGGCUGGGAAUGAUGAAACUCCAACAGCCGAAGCAGAGACGUCUUCAGAGCCGACGGAAUCAGGUUGAUGCUGACGGGAGCAAAGAAAGAGCUGGGGAGCGCUACGCUGAAGGCACCGAUGAGUUUAAUCAUCAUCAUGAGGAAGAGUGAGGGAGCUUUACAUCCAGGGACCAACUGGUUGUUCAGAGCUUUGGUUCGAAUCCGUCUGUGUUCUGUUCUUCAUCCUGGCAUCAUUGGCAACAUCUCCAUCUGUUUAAUUAGUUUACUCUCAAUAUUUAAAUCAACAAAAACGUCUCUUUUACGUCCAAUGUUGUCCUGAAUUCAGGGAGCAGUAAGUGAUUGCUUGAUGCUGCAGGCCGGGCAGUAAUUAGACCUGAGUUCGGCUUUUUAGAAUCAACUCUAGAAACUAUUAUACACACUUAAUUUUGGUUUUAAUAAUUAUUUUAUUCACACAUAGUGAGGUUUGUUUCAAUAGCAGAUGAAUUCAUGGUUUGGAAACAACAGCUUUUAUAUAUUUUGUCUUAUUUUAUGUGCUCAAUGAUCUGAAACUUUAAAGUGUGAUUCAAAACGAAGGAGAAACCUUUUGGCAGCAGAGGAUGCGUACAAAAAAAGAGGUAUUUGUGGAGUUUUUAUCGCAUUUUCUGUUUGCAUGGCAUCCUCUCGCUUGGUUAACCCGAUGGUACAGAAAACGUCAGAUAUAAUAGAUUUAAACUGUUCAAAUCACAUAAUUUUUUAUUGCUACAGCUAUAUUAAGGUAUGAAAUAAUCAUUUCAGAGUUACUCUUUUAUUGACAGUUCACAAUUUUCUGAGGUUUUUCCUAAAGCUGCAGAAAAACAUUUUUUAAUCUUCUCUCUUUAUCAAUUAUCUGCUUAAGCAUCAAAUGAUGCAGGGAAGAAGCCCGGUUUGGUGGUGUUACCCCCUCAGAGUUCAUCAUGUACGACACCUUAAACUCAUUGUAAGCUGGCAGGUUUACAGCUGUGUUCUCAGGUUAAAGCGUGAUUUAUUUCAUCCUAAAACCACCUGGCGGGCAGAUGAGAGGUGUACGAUAUUUGUUUUGCAUCUUAAAAGGAAUGGGGCACAUUAAUCAUGUCUUGUAUAUAAAAUCAAAGUAAAUGUAGACAUAAGUGGUUUGGGUUUUAAUGUAAAAGAUGCAGUAAAAUCGCUACUAGUUUAGCUUAUCUCACCUCUCUUUGGGUCGCUGACACUUUUUCUGCUUCAAGGAGACAUCAUGUCUGCUUUAAUGAUUUUAUGCAAUCACUGCUCCCUGUUUCACUAGCAGAGAAAGAAUCAGGGAAUUUAACUUCCUGACAUCAGUCCAAUGAGUCGCCUCACAUUUUAUAGAGUUUAUUUGUACUGCAAGGGAAAAAUCAUGUAAAAAAAAAAAGAAAGAUAUGCAUGUUUUAUGUUGCUUUAUAUCAAAUCAUGUUUUUUCAAUCUCAAGCAAUCAGCUGUUUUUUGUUUUUAUUUUUUGCUUUAAACCAGCUCCUCACUGCUCUUCAUAUAUGAAUUAAAUCUUUCUUUGUUGGAUCGGUGUAAUCCAUCUUCAGGACAUUCUGUGACUCACAUGCAAAGAACAACACUGCCUCUAAAGUUAGUUUUUCUACUCUAAGUUACCUUUAAAAAAAAAAGAAUGAUGUAUUGCAUUUGAUUUUACAGUGUGUGUUCUCUGUCUGUUGAAUGCUCCUCAUACCUCAGCAGACCAAGAGGGCUUUUUUGUUUGGUUUGUUUGAAUUUUUUCUCAUUUUGUAAAUGGUGCGUUUGAGGACGUAACGACAAACUGUUUGCUUUAAAAUCUUUGUGUUGAAUUCUGAUGAAUAAAGUCGAUGAAUUUGGGUUCAAAGA
Molecule: messenger RNA, 4208 nt
Organism: Cyprinodon tularosa
Lineage: Eukaryota; Metazoa; Chordata; Actinopteri; Cyprinodontiformes; Cyprinodontidae
Gene: ccdc9
Product: coiled-coil domain containing 9
Exons: 15
Coding region: 173-2434 (753 amino acids)
Source: RefSeq, a predicted model, not a curated record